This is a messenger RNA of Opisthorchis viverrini, 4504 nucleotides long. RefSeq lists its product as hypothetical. Bases 106 to 3891 code for a protein of 1261 amino acids. Gene Ontology annotation, cellular component: plasma membrane. Gene Ontology annotation, molecular function: ATP binding; ATP hydrolysis activity; ATPase-coupled intramembrane lipid carrier activity. Gene Ontology annotation, biological process: phospholipid translocation. NCBI's taxonomy places the organism in Eukaryota, Metazoa, Platyhelminthes, Trematoda, Opisthorchiida, Opisthorchiidae. The record is from RefSeq and is a predicted model, not a curated record. The transcript is spliced from 12 exons.
CGAAAACGUAUUGGGAUUCAAAAGUGACGAUGUCUGUCUUUUUUCCUUCCCAUACAGCCUGAAACUAGGAUCAACUUCGACUCGCUGAAGACGAUCGUUGAUAAAAUGAGCUUGCUCACUACCGGUAACGAUGGUCUAGGUGAUGGCACCGAUCUGCCGCCGGCAGGAACAAGCACGCCCACCCUCCGAAACGAAUCUCCCACUCUCCUUUCGAACCAAGAGGUCAUCGAAGAAUUUAUCCUAGCUCUAACCAUUUGCAACACGGCUGUCGUUUCAGCAACCAAAAAUUCCGCUUCAUUGUUUCAAGUACCCAAUCGCCGUCGUGGUUUGAAAGGUAGGUUACGUGCUAGUCCGCUUCUGCCUGCUGCCCGCCGCGGUAGGGUUAGGAAGAAGCCACCUUCAGACACCAGCUCCGUGAAACAUGCCCUCAGUUUGGGUUCACUUUUCUCACGAAAACGACGACAGAACAAACCAGAAACAGUCACAGCGCCACAAUUCGAACUGGCUGAGGAAAUUUGCGAGGAGCAAAGUGAACAAACGACAGUUGACACGCCACCCGAGGGCCCAGUCACAACCCACCAAAGCCCUGAUGUUGCGGAGGCCAGUAGUUCAACUGUGUCGCCCUUCGGCGUUCCUCAGCUCGUACUGCCGGUGGAUGUGUCAGACCAACAACCUUUGAGGGCGCUUGGCCCUGCACACAAACAGACCUCAAGUCAAAGUCUUCCUCCUGUUGUCCAAGGAUUAACUUUGGACUUACCGACGCCUCGGCCGUUGCAUGGGAAGCGAAUCGAAGGGAAACGGAAGCAGCAAAAAGCAUCUCGUGCAGUAGAUGUAUUACAAUGGCGUGUCCCUUUUUCUGACCCCGAUGAAUCUAUGGACGACUUUGUCUCACGUUCGUAUGUUUCUUUGGAUAGUCAGAACAGUACGCCACAGGCACCGAGAUCCAAAACAGAUGCCGACGGAGUGGAGCUCAGGCAGGCGGUGAGUCGUAAAUUCACUGUAGUCGCCCAUGAUGGAUCCGUCUACGAGUUGCCCAUUGGGGAUGACAUUGUUGUUCCGGCGGCUGCAGAAUCUACGGCCUGUUGCCCACUGUCUGACACGACCCUGUAUGCAUCUUAUGAAUCGGAGAGUCCGGACGAAUUGUCUCUGGUCAAAGCAGCCUGUCGUCAAGGCUGUAAACUGUUGCAACGAGGUCUAGACUUUGUACUUAUUUGGCUCCCGACUUUUGCCUUAACUCACUGUUAUUUUGCUCUUGUAGACGUCGCUGAAACAAGACGACUGGAAAUAACUCGAAUGCAUGUUGAUGAGUUCUCGCGAGCUGGACUGCGCACUUUGGUGGUGGCAAAGCGGGUAGGUGAUACGUUUAUUCUUGUGGAUCGACUCAGAAUCUCAUGUUAUUUUCGAUGUUCCUGUGGUGUUCCGAUGUACCGUUCGCAGAAAAUAUACGAGUUGCUAUUCAAUAUGUUCAUUUUCCUUCUGCUUCUACUCAUCUGGUCAGGUGUGACAGGUAUCGAGGAUCGAUUACAAGAAGGCGUACCUGAAACCAUCGAGUGUUUACGAGAGGCCGGCAUCCACGUGUGGGUCCUCACGGGCGACAAACAAGAAACCGCGGUGAAUGUGGCUCAUGCGGCUCACCUGAUCACUGACGAACAUAAGCUGAUUUAUAUCAAUGCAUCCUCCAAGACACGGACGGGCUACCUAAUCAACUGUCACUUGCAUUCUUUAUUAUUCGGACAUCCAUGGCCUCAAUGUGACGAAAUCAACGAUGUGGUUAGUGAUGACCCUGAUAUUGAUUCCUCUUCGUCCUACUCCUCCCCUUCCCCGUCGCUGAACGGUUUUUCCCGAACCUCGGUCAACUUCAAUCACGUGAGCACACAUUCGAACCCCAGGCAUGUUCGCGUCUGUUCGCCCCCGACGCAGGUUUAUGAUCGUCUCCAACUGUCAAACGGUCGGUCGAAUCGCCGAAUUACCCGGUCCCUAUCGGAAAGUCGUGCACCGCCUCGGCGUCCACGAAGACGACCUCGUUUGAAGAAGCGUAUGCACAUCAGAAAUCUGCAGAGGCGUCGGGCGUCUAUUGAGACCUCCAAACUCGCACUCGUGAUUGAUGGAGAGACACUUCAGUUCGCCUUGGAAGAGGAUAUGAAAGGAAGCUUCCUUCGACUCGCGCGACUUUGUACAAGUGUUUUGUGUUGCCGUUCCACACCAUCACAAAAGGCUAGUGUUGUCAGCUUGGUAAAGAAAGGAUUAUCCGUACAGACACUGGCGAUUGGCGAUGGGGCAAACGAUGUCAAUAUGAUUCAAGUCGCUGAUGUUGGAGUGGGGAUCGGUGGCGAGGAAGGAAUGCAAGCGGUGAUGGCAUCCGACUUUGCAAUCAGUCGAUUUCGCUUCCUCCGUCGCCUGGUCCUUGUGCAUGGGCAUCUGUGUUACGAAAAAUUGGCCCAUACUGCUCUCUAUCUAUUCUACAAAGAUGGUGUGUACAUAUUCCUACUAUUUUGGUUUCAACUUUUCAACGGUUUUUCCGGAAGCAAUGCAGUUGAUCAACUAUCCCAAAUUCUCUUCAGCAUCACAAUGACUGGAUUGCCUCCGUUCUUGAUGGGCAUAUGGGACAAUCCUAUUGACCCUGAUACACUGAUGCAGAACCCUGUGCUCUACAGGUCCGGAAUUAAAGGCAAGGCCUAUCGCCCGUGGUUGUUUUGGAUCAACAUCCUCGAUGCUGUGUGGCAGUCCCUGAUCAUCUUUUUUAUACCUUACUUAUUUCAUGCGGACAAUACCAUGACUUUAUGGCGCUUCGGAGUAUUACAGAUGAACAUUUUGGUACUGUGCGCGUUGAUCCAUGCCGCAUUGGAAACUAGGACAUGGGUCUAUCUCCAUUGGAUCGGACUGAUUUUCAGUUAUUUGUUUGCCUGGGUUUUCUUCACCAUGGUCUAUCACGCUCUAGCUGUGAGGGGAAUCUCUCCGGAGAAUCCAUACUUUGUGAUAUUUGUGGCCAUGAACGACGGUACUUUCUGGCUUCUCACUGUAAUUACGACGGUAGCUGCGCUCCUGCCCAGAAUGUUGUUCAUCACACUGAAUAACAUGCUCAACCCCAGUUUGGACACCGUCGCCAAUCUGAUGACGAAGAUAUACGGUCGCGGGAAACGGUUGCCACUGGAGGCCUACUUAGCUGGAUUCCCUGUCAGUCUGUCUCCAGUUAAGCGUCAUUCACCUGUUGAUGGAAUUAGUAUUUCCUCAGGUCUUUCACACAUCACCCUGCCUGCUACGACCCCUAACGGCUUACAGGUUGAAGGCGGCUCGCAACCAUCGUUGCCCAGUGCUAAUAUGGAGGACUUAGAAACGCCAACACACUUUAUAUCCCGUAUGGAACAGUUGUUCAAUGUAGGCGGACGUUUAUUCCGUGGUGUUCCACCGUCCUCCCAUUUGCCGUCCACGGCAGCCCCGGUUAGUCCUAUAUCAAUGAUCAAUCUGCGUCAUUCACCUGGCUUUGCGAUUGACUCUCGUCGACGUAGACGACGAACGCAAACAAUCAAUUACGGCUAUGAUCGACCCAGUGUUCGGUAUGGUACAAGAGGUUCGAGCAACUUUGACGAUGAGGCUGGACCACCUUCAACUCCAGGUAUUUGGCCUGCCGUCGAUCCUCAUGUACGUGCACAAUCCCUCAGUGGGCCACGACAUCUUGGACACCGAAAUCGACCAGCUAUUGAUGACGAAAUAUUCUUCGGUCCACACACCACUCUACCCAGAGUAUCAACUCGGACAGACCCCAACCUGCUUUCACAAACUCCGCCAUCUGGUUCAUCAAUGCAGGUCCAAGUAGAUCUGACGCCAUACUUUUCUUCCAUCGAACACGAGGAUCCACCACCGCCGUACUACUCUUCAGGGACAAAUGACUGAAAAUUCCACGAAUUCAGUGGGGGUUUUUUUCUACAUAGUAUUUUCGGGCCAGUGCAUCUGUUUGUUUCAUAACAUUCCCUACGCCAUUUUUCUGUAUCAUAUACAAGAAUAGCUUUUUUUUUCUUAUUUUCGCACCGCUCCAACGGAGGGUCUACUUGUCAUAGGAACGUUGUUUACAAUCGUGAAUCAUGUGCUAGAUCUAUGCCCAUCACUUCACUGCGUUCCCAGGGGUUUUGAUACUUGUUUUUUUCACUGAUCAUACGAACAUCAGUUUGUGUUCACCUACGUGGUCUAUUCUUCUCGGUUUCUCUCACUCAAAGGAUACCGAAUACCCUCAAUUCCCUCAUAUGGUCCACUACAUACGCCUUCCCUUCAUACUCUCUCAUCCACCAAGUUUCAUUCCAUUCUACCUUUGCUCAUUUUCCUCAUCGUUGAAUACGUCGAAUAUGUACAUACGAUAUUCCCGCUGCCAGAUGUUUGUGAAGUCACUUGCUGUGAUCUCACUUUAUUUGCUGUCUACGGAAAGUGGUUGAUUCUUCAUCUUAAAAGAUAUUUUGACAUUAUAGACCAUGUUGGUUCGCCAUUAUUUCACUUCUAGAUAUGUUCUUGCAAA